Dipodomys ordii (Ord's kangaroo rat) is the source of this 3031-nucleotide messenger RNA. It is a transcript of the gene Lrp12, whose product is annotated as low density lipoprotein receptor-related protein 12. Gene Ontology annotation, cellular component: microtubule; cilium. Lineage: Eukaryota; Metazoa; Chordata; Mammalia; Rodentia; Heteromyidae. The record is from RefSeq and is a predicted model, not a curated record. Bases 41 to 2617 code for a protein of 858 amino acids. The transcript is spliced from 7 exons. Gene Ontology annotation, biological process: cilium assembly. Gene Ontology annotation, molecular function: microtubule binding.
CUCCACCUCCAUCUCCUCGCUCCCUCCAUCUGCCGUGGUUAUGGCCCGUCGCUGGAGCACAAAAGAGUCUCCGUGGUGGAGGUCGGCGCUGCUCUGGCUCUUCUGCGCCGGGGUGUACGGAAAUGGUGCUCUUGCAGAACAUUCUGAAAAUGUGCAUAUUUCAGGAGUAUCAACUGCUUGUGGAGAGACCCCCGAACAAAUUCGAGCACCAAGUGGAAUAAUCACAAGUCCAGGCUGGCCUUCUGAAUAUCCUUCCAAAAUCAACUGUAGCUGGCUCAUUAGGGCAAACCCAGGGGAAAUUAUUACUAUAAGUUUUCAGGAUUUUGAUAUUCAAGGAUCCAGAAGAUGCAGUUUGGACUGGUUAACCAUAGAAACGUACAAGAAUAUUGAAAGUUACAGAGCUUGUGGUUCCACAAUUCCACCUCCAUAUAUCUCUUCACAAGACCAUGUUUGGAUCAGGUUCCAUUCAGAUGACAGCAUCUCUAGAAAAGGCUUCAGACUGGCAUAUUUUUCAGGGAAAUCAGAAGAGCCAAACUGUGCUUGUGAUCAGUUUCGUUGUGGUAAUGGAAAGUGUAUACCCGAAGCCUGGAAAUGUAAUAACAUGGAUGAAUGUGGAGAUAGUUCCGAUGAAGAGAUCUGUGCCAAAGAAGCCAGUCCUCCAACAGCCGCUUCUUUUCAGCCCUGCGCUUACAACCAGUUCCAGUGUCUGUCCCGUUUUACCAAAGUUUACACUUGUCUUCCUGAAUCUUUAAAAUGUGAUGGCAACAUUGACUGCCUUGACCUAGGAGAUGAGAUAGACUGUGAUGUGCCAACUUGUGGGCAGUGGUUAAAGUAUUUUUAUGGUACUUUUAAUUCUCCCAACUAUCCAGACUUUUAUCCUCCUGGAAGCAAUUGUACCUGGUUAAUAGACACAGGUGAUCAUCGCAAAGUCAUUUUACGCUUCACUGACUUCAAACUUGAUGGUACGGGUUAUGGUGACUAUGUGAAAAUAUAUGAUGGAUUAGAGGAGAAUCCACACAAGCUUUUACGUGUGUUGACAGCCUUUGAUUCGCAUGCUCCUCUUACAGUUGUUUCUUCUUCUGGACAGAUAAGAGUACAUUUUUGUGCUGAUAAAGUCAAUGCAGCAAGAGGUUUUAAUGCUACCUACCAAGUAGAUGGCUUCUGUUUGCCAUGGGAAAUACCCUGUGGAGGCAACUGGGGGUGUUACACUGAGCAGCAGCGGUGCGAUGGGUACUGGCAUUGCCCAAAUGGAAGGGAUGAAAUCAAUUGUACCAUGUGCCAAAAGGAAGAAUUUCCAUGUUCCCGAAAUGGUGUCUGUUAUCCUCGUUCUGAUCGCUGCAACUACCAAAACCAUUGCCCAAAUGGCUCUGAUGAAAAAAACUGCUUUUUUUGCCAGCCAGGAAAUUUUCAUUGUAAAAAUAAUCGCUGUGUGUUUGAAAGUUGGGUGUGUGAUUCUCAAGAUGACUGUGGUGAUGGCAGCGAUGAGGAGAAUUGCCCAGUUAUUGUGCCUACCAGAGUCAUAACGGCAGCCGUCAUCGGAAGCCUUAUCUGUGGCCUGCUGCUCGUCAUUGCAUUGGGAUGUACUUGUAAGCUUUACUCCCUGAGAAUGUUUGAACGAAGAUCAUUUGAAACCCAGUUGUCAAGAGUGGAAGCAGAAUUGUUACGAAGAGAAGCCCCUCCUUCGUAUGGGCAGUUGAUUGCUCAGGGUUUAAUUCCACCAGUGGAAGAUUUUCCUGUCUGUUCCCCUAAUCAGGCUUCUGUUUUGGAAAACCUAAGGCUAGCUGUACGAUCUCAGCUUGGAUUUACUUCAAUCAGGCUUCCUAUGGCAGGCAGAUCGAGCAACAUCUGGAAUCGUAUUUUUAAUUUUGCAAGAUCACGUCAUUCAGGGUCAUUGGCUUUGGUCUCAGCAGAUGGAGAUGAGGUUGUCCCUAGUCAGAAUACCAGCAGAGAACCUGAAAGAAAUGCUCACAGAAGUUUGUUUUCCGUGGAGUCUGAUGACACAGACACAGAAGGUGAGAGAAGAGAUACAGCUGGAGCUGCUGGUGGGAUUGCAGCACCUUUGCCCCAAAAAGUCCCUCCCACAACAGCAGUCGAGGCUGUCGUGGGAGCAGGUGGAAGUUCCUCAACUCAAAGCACCCGAGGCAGUCACCCAGAUAAUGGAAGAGAAGUGACCAGUGUGGAACCCCCAAGUGUGAGUCCAGCUCGGCACCAGCUUUCCAGUGCUUUCAGUCGUAUGACUCAGGGACUACGUUGGGUACGUUUUACAUUAGGUCGAUCAAAUUCCGCAAGUCAGAACCAGAGUCCUUUGAGACAACUUGAUAAUGGGGUAAACGGAAGAGAAGAUGAUGAUGAUGUCGAAAUGCUUAUUCCGAUUUCUGAUGGAGCUUCAGACACUGAUGUUAAUGACUGCUCCAGACCUCUUCUUGAUCUUGCCUCCGAUCAAGGACAAGGCUUUAGGCAACCACACAGUGCAACAAACCUUGGAGUAAGGCCAAGCAAUCGCGAUGGCCCCUGUGAGCGCUGUGGAAUCGUCCAUACUGCCCAGAUACCAGACACUUGCUUAGAAGCAGCACUGAAAAAUGAAACGAGUGAUGAUGAGGCUUUGUUACUUUGUUAGUCCUAAUCACAUAAGGGAGAUUGUAUACAAGUUGGAGCAAUAUCCAUUCAUUGUUUUGUAAUGUUACAAUUAAACUAGUUUUAGUUUACAAAAAAAAAAGAUGCAGGAUGAUUUUUUAUUAUAUGUUAGCCUGCAUAGUUAAACAACUUGUAACUCUAUGAACUUAGAGUUUACUCUUUUAGCAGCUAAAACUACAUUAUGUGUUCAUAUUGUUCAGUAAUGUUCUUCCAUUUGUUUUUAAUUGUUUUCAUCCUGGUACUGUAGUUCACAGUAGAAAUACAGCUGCUUAAACUCAGUUGACUGUCAUUUUAUCCGUCCUAUGUUAAAAAAGAUUUGUCUUCAAAUUGAGUCUUUUAUGCUUUUGCCAAUACACAAAUUAUUACACUAGAUGUUAAGAUUGUUGAUGUACAAAAA